Molecule: messenger RNA, 4070 nt
Organism: Ruditapes philippinarum (Manila clam)
Lineage: Eukaryota; Metazoa; Mollusca; Bivalvia; Venerida; Veneridae
Product: ankyrin-3-like
Exons: 3
Coding region: 122-2632 (836 amino acids)
Molecular function (GO): protein binding
Source: RefSeq, a predicted model, not a curated record
GAUGACCUCAGUUUUUGACGGGUUAAUUGGGACACUGAAAAUUUUGACAUUAAAAUAAUUUACUGUCUGAAUGUAUGGAAAUGCUUGGUUAACAAAUUUACAGUAAAUAAUUAUUGAAAUAAUGGGUCAGUUGUUAUUAAGAUCAGCAAAGAGCAGUCAAAAAAAUGCAUCUCCAGAUACAGAAGACGGGAACCAGUACUUGUUUAAGGCAGUUCAAUCUGGUAAUGUUCACCAGUUAAAACGUUUUGUAGACUUGAAACCUGGACUUAAAAUUGAAGAUAUUAGAAAGGAAGGAAAAUCACUGCUACACACUGCCGUUAUUCAUCACCAGUUAGACUGUAUGCGAUAUAUUUUGGAAUUAGGCUUGGAUGCAAAUGUCCAGGAUAGCUUCAGGCGCUCAGCUUUAAUAGAACUUAUUGAAAAUAAAGCUAAGGAUAGAGUUUGCCUGGCAUCUCAUAAUCCCAGGUGCCUAGAGAUACAGCUUAUUCUAUUACUGAAAUUCAAGGCAGACAUAAAUGCAAUAAGUACUGUCGGAAGGACAGCCUUGCUGAAAUCUAUUAUUUACAGACAUCCACUUACUGAGCUAUUGCUACAACAUGGAGCUGACCCUAAUUUAGCAGACAAAGAUGGCCUGUUACCAAUUCAUGUUUGCGCCACAUAUUCUUGCCUUCAGUUACUAAAGCAGAUCUUGAAAUGCGGGGCUGACAUAAAUGGACAAGACAGUAAAGGAAGAACAGCCCUCUAUUUCUCAGUGCUAGCUGGACAUCAAGACAUAUUUAAUGAAUUGAUUUCUCAUCAAUGUGACAUCAAUAAAGGAUCCAAGUAUGGAUUCCCAUUACAAACUGCCGUAGUUAAGGGGCGGUUAGAAAUGGUUCAAGCUUUACUUGAUAAUGGUGCGGAUGUUCAGUCUAAAGUAUGUGAGUUUCGGCAGCCAUAUUCAAGGACCAGUGACUAUUUGUAUCUUGCCUUAAUCGCAGCUCAUACAAAAACAACCAUUCCAGCUAUGUCUACCGCGAAAGACAUAGAUAAAGCAAAACGAUCUUUACAGAUACUGUAUCUUAUUAUUCAAGCUGUAAGUUAUUCCGAAAACCUUGGUAGAAACGCGUUUGUGAAAACCAGACGCCAGCCAUUUGAGGAAGAGAAUCUACUUGCAUUGAAUAAAAUGAUAGCUCUUCUUCUUCGCAAAUUGGCAUUUGUUUACAAAAUGGGUAAAAAUUCCAAACCUGUCGAUGGUCUUCCGAAACUUGAUUCGGACAUUGAUACAAAUUCGUUACAGAAUAUCUGUAGAAUGAGGGUACGCCAGUUGAUGUCAAACUCUAAAACUAACAUUAUUUUUGCAGUCAAGAACUUGGAUUGUCCAACAUUUUUAAAAGACUUAAUAUUGUUAAAAGAUAUAUUGUUGUUGAAAGUUAUUGAAAGAAUGGGUCAGAUUCUAAUAAGCUUACAGAAAUACAUGUAUGCACUUCCAGAGACCAAAGAUGAUAACUUCAAUUUGUUUCAAGCUGUUGACUCAGGAAAUGUUCACGAAUUAAAAAGUAUUGUAGACUCCAACCCUGAACUUGAAAUCAAAGACGUCAGACGGAAUGGAAAAACAUUGCUUCAUGUCGCCGUUUUUCAUCACCACUUAGACUGUAUACAGUAUAUUUUGGAAUUAGGAAUGGAUGCCAAUGUUAAAGAUAAUAUGGGGAAUAUCCUUUUAAUGAAUAUUUUUGGAAAUAAACUUAAGGAUAGAGUUUGCUUGAAAUCUCACAACCCAAAGUGUCUUGAAUCACAGCUGACUUUAUUACUUAAGUACAAAAUGGACAUAAAUGCAAGAAGCGGUGUCUUAAACAGAACAGCCCUGCUGAAGUCUGUAUUAAAAAAACAUAGAAUUUCCAUACUAUUGCUGCAACAUGGAGCUGAUCCUAACAUAGCAGAUAAAGAUGGUCUUUUACCAAUUCAUGUUUGCGCCACUAGUUCCCGCCUUCACUUACUAAAGCUAAUCUUAAAGUGUGGGGCCGACAUUAAUAGCCAAGAUAAAACAGGAAGAACUGCCCUCUAUUUAUCAGUUAUGUCCGGGCAUCAAAACAUUUUUGAUGAACUAAUUUUUCGUAAAUGUGAUUUUAACAAAGGAUCGAGAUCCAGAUACCGAUACCCUUUGCAAGCUGCUGUAGCUAAGGGAAGAUUAGAAAUGGUUCAAAUUUUAUUGGAAAAAGGUGCAAGUGCUUCAAAAGUUAAUUAUUUACAACUAGCCUUAAAAGCAGCUCAUCAGAAAGCUACCACAGAAGAUUUAGACAAGGCAAAAAGAUCUUUCGAGAUACUUGAUCUUAUAAUUCAAGCUGUUUCGGAAAAAAUUGAUAGAAAUGUGAUUGUUAAAACAGAGUGCUGGCACUUUGAGGAUGAGAGUCUACUUUCAUUAAAAACACUCCUUCAGCGUAAAUUAGCAUUUCUUUAUAAAAUGAAUAAGAAUUCAGAGCCCAUUGAUGAAUUUCCACAGCUCAUUCAGGACAUUGAUACAAUUUCGCUAAAGAAUAUUUGUAGAAUGAAGGUACGCCAGUUGUUGUCAAAUUCCAGAAGUAACAUUAUUUUCACAGUAGAUCAGUUAAAGUACCCAAGAUUGUUGAAAGACUUGAUAUUGCUUAAGGAUUUAUAGCACUUAAGAUGCUGACAUUGUCAUUAUGCAUGAAUAUUAUUUACAAGUGUGUGUGUUGUGUGUGUAUUUGAGUUUAUUUAUACUCGCCACCGGUUGCCCAUAUGGGUGAGUCCUCCAGAAGAGUAUUAGUCAUUUUAUAUUUUGGAGGAUAGUGCAAGAUACAGAUACAGAAAGAUGCCCCAAUUCCAGAAGCUUCUCCUGGUUCUUUAAUGUGCCAAGUGUUUAAGCACUCAUACACAGGACCUCAAUUUAAAGUCUCAUCUGAAAGACUGAUUAGUAAUUUUAAUUGACCAGCCCGGGAAUCGAACCCACAAUGUUGAGAUUACAAGUUUCGUGCUCUAACCGAAUGAGCUAUGCAGGCUUGCUGGUUUAUCCAAUAUUGAUUAUAUUUAUUUAUGGUACAAGAAUGCAAUAUUGAAUAUAUUUAUUUUCAUAGAAUGUAAACAUGUUUUUAAUGUCAUAUUAUUGCAGUAUUUUUCUUCUUUCUAACAUUGAACAUAAAAUAAUACUGGUUCCAUUAUACACAAUUUAAAGGGACUCUUCCAAGUUUAUUUUACAUGAUGAGACCAAUUUUGUGUUUGGUGAGAUUUCUGUACUUUUUCAAGUACAUGUAGGAAUGGACCAUUUAGAACUAGUGUGCAAAAAUUAUGAUGAUUUCCACUUUCAAAUUUUUCAGAAAAAUGGUUUUCAUUAUGAAUUUUGACCCCCAAAAAAAGUUUAAACUUUUUACUCAGAUUGGGCUAAAUUGCACAAAAAAUCAAUUUUUAAUUUAUUUAUUCUAUUUUUCCCAUUCUACUUGGGUCUCAACCAUAUUUUCUCAUAACAAUUUUUUGUUUUAAACUGUUUGCUUUUAGAGGUGUUCAUUAUUGAGAAACAAUUUGAAUGAGGACAAGAGAGAAAGAGUUGGGGCCCGAAAUGUAAACACAAUUAUAGCUAGCACAAUUACAGUUAUGAUUUACUAUGACAUUGAUUAGAUUGUCAGAUACUUGUUAAAAUGAUAAAAGUGUCAUCACCACACAAUUACAUUAUAUGCUCUCACAAAAUGUCAGAUGUUUUAUAAAAAAACAAAACAUUAUUUUGUGUUGUUUUAUUUUUUCCUUAAAAUUUACUAGGUGAGAAUGACGAUUCAGUUUUAACUUUUAUAUAAGUGCAGUAUAUAUAAAUCUAUUGUGAUUAAUUAUAAUUGUAUGUUGUAACAGCUGUAUGUUUUAUGCAAACUUUUUCAGUACAAUUAUUUAUUAGGUAAAGAGAUCUAUAUCUUUACAUUUAUAUUAACCUAUACCAUGCAAAAAUGAUGUUAAAUACCUUAUAGUUAUAAUAAUUCAUAAUCGUUUGGGUGUUUAGAAUAUUACAAAAUGAAAUUGUAAAUGAUUUUUUUUUAUUUCAAUUAUAAAUCAAUUUGCAAGGGUUGUUCAAUUCAUAACAAUGAAUCUUAUAA